Molecule: messenger RNA, 1680 nt
Organism: Spodoptera littoralis (African cotton leafworm)
Lineage: Eukaryota; Metazoa; Arthropoda; Insecta; Lepidoptera; Noctuidae
Source: the annotation of a GenBank genome assembly
AUGAGAACUGUUCCAAAGUGGGUGAACAAAAUUCAUGAAGCCGACAAAGUUGAAUUUUCCAGUGUCCACACAAUAUGCUUUAGUCCAGAUGGAAGCCAGCUGGUAGUAGGUGCCGGUGAGAAGGUUAUGGUGUACGAUCCUAGAGAUGGAGCUCUCGUCCAGUUACUCCAGGCUCACAAAGGAGCAGUCCAUGCAGUUGCUUAUUGUGGUGAUGGCAAGAAGUUUGCAAGUGGCAGUGCUGAUAAAAAUGUUAUUAUUUGGACUUCCAAAAUGGAAGGGAUAUUAAAAUAUUCCCACAGCGAGCCCAUCCAGUGCCUUGCUUACAAUCCAGUGACAUACCACUUGGCGUCAUGUGCUCUCACAGACUUUGCGUUUUGGUCUAUGGAUGUCAAAGCAGUCCAAAAGUACAGGGUAUCUGGACGAAUCACAAGUUGUGCCUGGUCCACUAAUGGUCAGUACCUGGCAAUAGGUCUGGCUAUUGGCGCAGUGUCUAUCAGGGAUAAGAUGGGUGAUGAGACAUACAGAAUAGCUCGGGAUGCAGCAGUGUGGGCUGUAGCAUUUUCAAAAUCAGUACUAGUAGUAACAGAUUGGAAUGAUACUUUGUCAUUUUAUAACACUCAAGGACAACAGAUCUUGAAGGACAGAAACAUUGGCAUAUCUGCAUUGUCUGUUACGAUGCUUGGAGCUUUGGUUCUGGUUGGGGGCAUCGGUGGGUGGGCUGUAUUGACAUCAGAAGGGGUUCCAAUACUAAACACGCCACAGGAGUGGGUGUGGUCUAUUGCACCCUCGCCCACGUUUAAUAAUCUGGCAGUGGCAUGUCAGGACGGUACACUCUGGUGCUACCAAAUAGUGUUCAGCACGGUACACGGUUUGUACCGCGAGAGGUACGCGUACAGGGAGAACAUGACUGACGUCAUUAUACAACAUCUCACAACCGGCAACAAAGUGCGCAUCAAAUGCCACGACAGAGUGCAGAAAAUUGCUAUUUACAAACAUAGACUUGCUGUGCAAUUACCAGAACGCGUGGUAGUAUACGAGCAAGGUGAUGUGGAAGGAAUGCUGUACAGGGUCAGAGAAAAACUGCCUCAGAAGACAGAGUGCUCACUCCUCGUUGCUACCAGCGAUGCUUUACUUUUGUGUCAGGAUACAAAACUAUCAAUAAUUGGGCGACAAAUACCGAAAUCUUGGACGGUCCCUGCACCAAUACGUUAUGUCAAAGUCACCACACUAUACUUUGAAGAAGUUCUGCUGUUAGGACUAAUGAACGGACAGAUAUGGCAGGUCGAACCCUGGCAAGGCAGUGCUAAAAUGGUGCUUCACACUCCAGCAUCAGUACGAUGCCUAGAUGUGAGUGCUUCCCGCGCCUACCUCGCCGUCGUCGACGAGUCUUCUGUCUGCAGAGUGUACAAAUUAGCUACAAGUGAACUGUUAUUUACGGAAGAGAACAUAUCCUCAGUAUCGUGGAACUCUUGGUGUGAUGAGCUGCUGAGUUUAUCUGGUGGUGGUCUACUUUCCAUAAAGGCCUGUCACUUUCCUCCUGCCACUCAACCGCUGGUUGGCUCCGUUGUUGGAUUCCAGGGUGGGCGAGUAUUUUGCUUGCAAGCGAAUUCUAUGCAAACGAUCAAGGUGCCACUGUCCCAUGCUGUUCAUCAAUACAUUCACCAUAAAAUGUUCAAGUAA